AUGCACGUUGAUCUCUUUGAUUACAGUUCAAGCGGACUGGCGAAUGACAGCUUUAAUUGGCUCACCAAUAGCUCUGGCGCAAACAUGACUGAUUUCAACGAAUCGUGUGCUCUCAAUAUCUCAAAUAGCGAACCCAUCGUCGACGAUUUUAGUAUCGGAUUUAAGGUCGUCGUCGGUCUGUUGUACACGCUCAUCGGAUUCUUCGGUAUUGUCGGUAAUAUUUCUAUUCUUGUUGUUCUGUGCAAAAAUGGACGAGAGAAACUGGACAAUACGACUAACCUUUGCUUGCUCAACGUCGCCGUUAUCGACUUGUUCUAUUUUUUUGUCUGCCAUCCUUUCAUCAUGUGGAAUCUUCUCGGGGAGGGCACGUGGAGGACGGACAACGUCACGUGUCAAAUCAACGGAUGCUUGAACUGUAUGGUCUAUCUCAUCGGUUGCUACAGCCUGUCUCUCAUCGCACUCGAAAGACAGUUGAAUAUCACCUACCCGGCAAGACCCCGGAUGUUGACACAUCGCAGAGUUAAAGUGUUUAUCGCGUGUAUUUGGUUGUUUUCGAUUUUUUGUGCUGUUGUUCCUUUAUUCGGCUUCAACAAAUACGUCGUCUACCGCAAUCCUCUUGUCUGCGGUCCAGGUCUCGAUUACUCCACAUGGCAGGUGAUGAUCAUGACAGGUGAGCAGGGUGUCACUCUGAAGUCGUCAUAG
Messenger RNA from Corticium candelabrum, 702 nucleotides. RefSeq names its product alpha-1A adrenergic receptor-like. NCBI's taxonomy places the organism in Eukaryota, Metazoa, Porifera, Homoscleromorpha, Homosclerophorida, Plakinidae. The transcript has a single exon. Bases 1 to 702 code for a protein of 233 amino acids. Gene Ontology annotation, molecular function: G protein-coupled receptor activity. The record is from RefSeq and is a predicted model, not a curated record. Gene Ontology annotation, cellular component: membrane. Gene Ontology annotation, biological process: G protein-coupled receptor signaling pathway.